CCCUCCUCCGCCGUCUCUAGGGUGUGCCCGCCGCUGUCGGUGCCUCAUCGCCACCGCAGAGCCUCUGCUGCGGGCCUCGAGGACGUGGGGUCCCGGCCCCGCGCUGGCCGCGCCGCUGUGGUUGUGCACAGCCCCCGGCGUCCCUACCAGGCACCAGGCCCCCGGCGUCCCUACCAGGCACCAUGGACUGGAAGACACUCCAGGCCCUGCUGAGCGGCGUGAACAAGUACUCCACAGCCUUUGGGCGCAUCUGGCUGUCCGUGGUGUUCGUCUUCCGGGUGCUGGUGUACGUGGUGGCCGCAGAGCGUGUGUGGGGGGAUGAACAGAAGGACUUUGACUGCAACACCAAGCAGCCAGGCUGCGCCAACGUCUGCUAUGACAACUUCUUCCCCAUCUCCAAUAUCCGCCUCUGGGCCCUACAGCUCAUCUUCGUCACCUGCCCCUCGCUGCUGGUCAUCCUGCACGUGGCCUACCGUGAGGAGCGGGAGCGGAAGCACCGCCAGAAGCACGGGGACCAGUGCACCAAGCUGUAUGACAACGCAGGCAAGAAGCACGGCGGCCUGUGGUGGACGUACCUGCUCAGCCUCAUCUUCAAGCUCACCAUCGAAUUCCUCUUCCUCUACGUGCUGCACACUCUCUGGUACGGCUUCAGCAUCCCACGCCUGGUACAGUGCUCCGUGGUGCCCUGCCCCAAUACCGUGGACUGCUACAUCGCCCGGCCCACGGAGAAGAAGGUCUUCACCUACUUCAUGGUGAGCGCCUCUGCCAUCUGCAUCGUGCUCACCAUCAGCGAGAUCUGCUACCUGAUCUUCCACAGGAUCCUCAGAGGCAUGCGCAAGAACAGGUCCCCAGGCAGCCGCAACCCCAGAUCCUCAGCCAGCCGGGCCUCCACCUGCCGCUGCCACGGGAAGCUGGUAGAGGCUGGGGAGUUGGUCCCGGACUCCGGCUGUGAGAAGCUGCCUGCUUCAGCACCCACCCUGACCCCCAUCUGACCACAGGCUGGGAAGCGACACCGGGUCUGCAGAUGGGGGACAGGUCAGGAGGUCUCGCACCUGUGGAGGGGUCCAAAGGUGCUGGGUGCCCCCACUCUGAAUUCACCAAGCGAUCCAAUUUUGGUUUUGGCAGAAACUUUUUGAGCGCUGAGCACUGUGCUGAUCACCUGGGUAGAUAGAGGCCACACCACAGGCCCACUGCCAGCCCUCAGGGGAGACAGACAUUGAAACAAGCACAUUAACUAGUAUGCAAGGGGAUGCUUAGGCCACUCAUCGCAGAGCUUCUGAAACCUAACCCAGGAGGGGGUGAUCAGGCCAGCCUCCCCUGAGGCUGCAAUGUUUAAGAGAGGUGAGAAGUGCUUGGAGCAGAGAGAAUGGCAGCUGCAGAGGCCUGGAGGCCACCAGAAGAGAGAUGCUUGGGGGUGUGGGAGGGGGGGAUGUGCCAGACCAAAAAGAAUUUUCCUUCCCUUGGAAGAGGCACCCAGAUCCCUGCAGUGCAGAGGAAGAAUUCUCCAAGCAGUGGGAGGCCUGGAGUCCUGAGAAUGGACUUGGGAAGCUGAGGAGGAGCCCCUGGUGAUACCAACCCCCUGCUCGGGGCACCCAGGCACCCUCUGAGUCCCCACUGCUCUCAGGGAAAGUCCCCCUCCCCCAGGUUCCACUCUGCCAGCCUCAGGAAUCUUUGCUCCCGUCUUUCCCCACAAAUGUGCUCCAUCUGGUGCCAGUCUUUCCAACCCUGCUCGGUGGGACUCAGGGUCAUUGUCCUGAUAGGAACACCCCCACAGCCGUUUUCCUUGAAAUCAAUAAAGGCUGUGUUUUAUACAGGUUGGCUCCGUCCUCUCUUC
Molecule: messenger RNA, 1834 nt
Organism: Pteronotus mesoamericanus
Lineage: Eukaryota; Metazoa; Chordata; Mammalia; Chiroptera; Mormoopidae
Gene: GJB3
Product: gap junction protein beta 3
Exons: 2
Coding region: 183-992 (269 amino acids)
Biological process (GO): cell-cell signaling
Cellular component (GO): connexin complex
Molecular function (GO): gap junction channel activity
Source: RefSeq, a predicted model, not a curated record